CAGCCGGUUACAUAAUAAAUUAUGCUCCUUUAAUAACAAUAUUUGUAGGGAAUAAGUGGGAGUGAUAUGUGCUAAUCGCUGUUCAAAAAGUUUGGCUUAGUUUGCUGUAUAAGAAGAAAAAAAAUGCCUGCAAGGCUGAACUGGGGGCCUAAUCGAACCUAAUUUAUGCAGUCCGCCAUUAAAGGUGUGGCGGAACUUUAACGGCUGUAAGCUUUUAGGACUUGUUUUACUUUUUACAGCGAUUUUCGUAGAAAGUAAAACUCGAAUUUUUUAUACAGAAGUCGUCCGUAGCUAAAGGUUUUGUGUCGCUUACGUUUCAAACGGUCACGUAACGGUUAGCUCGGGCUAAUUAACCGCCCAGCCGGUUGGCCGCUAACGUCCCACACUCAACAUGUCCGCCGGGAAGGUCCACGUCUGCUCGGCAGGAAUGCGGUAGGCGGGGCUGCUAGGCUAGUGUCAAACUUUGGGAAUGACAGGAGUGCUGCAGGAUUCGCAAAGAAGGGGAAGUGUCGCCCUUGUUGGUCCUGUUUGGAUUACUUUGACAUCUUUUCACGCACAGCCUUUGGAUUCGCCACCCUUUCUACAGAUAGCACGGCCUCAAGCAGAGACUCCUCAGCCAUGUCGGAGGACCUGAGCUCCCAACCCUGGUCCAUCAACAAAGAUGAUUAUGAGCUACACGAGGUGAUUGGGAGUGGGGCCACAGCAGUGGUUCAAGCAGCUUACUGCAUACCACGCAAGGAGAAGGUGGCCAUCAAACGCAUCAACCUAGAGAAGUGCCAGACCAGCAUGGAUGAACUCCUGAAAGAGAUUCAAGCCAUGAGCCAGUGCCACCACCCCAAUAUUGUGUCUUACUACACCUCGUUCGUGGUAAAGGAUGAGCUGUGGCUGGUCAUGAAGCUGCUCAGUGGCGGCUCCGUGCUGGACGUGAUCAAGCAUAUCAUCUCGCGAGGCGAACACAAGACGGGCGUCCUGGAUGAGGCCAGCAUAGCCACUGUGUUGAAAGACGUGCUCGAGGGCCUGGAGUACCUACACAAGAAUGGACAGAUCCACAGAGAUCUUAAGGCUGGAAACAUUCUCCUCGGGGAUGAUGGCUCAGUGCAAAUUGCAGACUUCGGCGUCAGUGCCUUUCUAGCCACAGGCGGUGACAUCACUCGAAAUAAAGUGCGCAAGACGUUUGUGGGAACGCCAUGUUGGAUGGCGCCAGAGGUCAUGGAGCAGGUGAGGGGUUACGAUUUCAAAGCCGAUAUUUGGAGUUUCGGAAUCACGGCCAUCGAGCUCGCCACAGGGGCUGCACCUUAUCACAAAUACCCACCAAUGAAGGUCUUGAUGCUGACACUGCAGAACGACCCCCCGGCCCUGGAGACUGGCAUCACAGACAAGGAGAUGGUUAAGAAAUAUGGCAAAUCCUUCAGGAAGAUGAUCUCCAUGUGUCUACAGAAGGACCCAGAGAAAAGGCCAACGUCCUCGGAGUUGUUGAAGCAUAAAUUCUUUCAGAAAGCAAAGACCCACGAGUAUUUACACGAGAAGUUACUUCAGAGGGCGCCCACAAUAACAGAGAGGUCGAAAAGGGUACGUCGAGUGCCAGGGUCCAGCGGGCGGCUGCAUAAAACGGAGGAUGGCGAAUGGGAAUGGAGCGAUGACGAGCUGGAUGAAGAAAGCGAAGAGGGCAAAGCAGCCGUUGCUGCCUUAAGGUCACCAAGGGUGAAGGAGGGAUCACAGAAUUCAGAGGUUUUCCAGACUUCUGAGUCUUCAAGUAAUCAACUCCAGCCAGUGGCCGCAGGUCAGGCAGAACUACCUCAGGCUGCAGGCCAGGUUCCACUGCAGCCCACACCCGUCAACACUCAAUCCACUGCCCAGGCUGCAUCUCCCACACCAGCUGUACCCACUGCUGCUGCUGCUGCUGCUGCUGUUCCCACACAGGCUCCAGCUGUCUCAGGGGACGUCAAGGCUCCCAUUAGUUUGGUAUUAAGGUUAAGAAAUUCAAAGAAGGAGCUGAAUGACAUCCGCUUUGAAUUUAUGCCAGGGAGAGACACAGCAGAUGGAGUGUCCCAGGAGCUAGUGUCAGCAGGCCUGGUGGACGGGAGGGACUUAGUAAUAGUUGCUGCAAAUUUGCAGAAAAUAGUCGAUGAGCCUCAAGCCAAUAAAAAUGUCACUUUCAAACUGGCUUCUGGAAUUGAGGGAUCUGAAAUACCAGAUGACGUGAAAUUGAUGGGCUUUGCUCAGCUCAGCAUUAGUUAAACUGUUGUUCUACCUGGGACCGUGACUUGCCUAAAAAAUGUGAAAAUUAAAAAAAAAAAAAAAACAAACAAAAAAAAUAGUUUAAUGCAUUUUUUUUUCUUUCUAUUGGCUGUAAAGAAACCACUACUGCCAAAGAAAACAGUACCGUUUUGUCACCCAUAGGAUUAUACAAUGCCGCCUCGUUGAAUUGAGCGGUCGGCUGAAGUAUCAGAGCGUACAGUAUAAGAAUCACUCAAAAAAAAAAAAAAAAAGUUUACAGCGUAUAUGUAGAAGGAUGCAAGUAUCAACAAACAGUUUUCAUUCACCAUUCUGGUCUCUCUCAUUCUGUUAUUUUUCUUUCUUCUCUAAUAUGUGAUGCAUUUGCACAAUCUGAACUAACGCCCUUGAACCCUGAUAAGUGUAACAAUGCCUUAUAUUCAUCAGAACUACUGAAUGCACGUUUUUAGGGGGGGAAGUCCCCUACUUACCAUAUGGAGCAUUAUGUUGUCUGUACAAAUGUGGUUUCGGUUGCUCGUGUCAAACUUUUUACUUCAUAUUCAGCGGAGGAAAACGUUUUGUCUCACCGACGAGUGCCGACGUGACGUCGCACAGCAAAUGUAAUGUGAAAUAACGAAAAGAUGUGAAGAGCAGUAACAGUCUUUAAAGGAUGAGGCGAGAUUUAUUUGUUUCUUAUCGUCAAUGGAUGCCACGAAAAGAUCAACAGGUCAGCAGUACUUCUUCCUGCACAUCAAAUAUAGAAUUUAAUUUUUCAGUUUCUUCAACAGCAGAGCACUUUUACCAAAAACUCACUCAAACAGUAAAUGCUGCGUUCUCUGUGUACUAUUUUAAGAUGCAGGUUAAUACACAUUUGGUGCUCUGGUGAGUAUUUUCAGCAGCGGGAGGGUGUAUGUCGGAUUGACAAAUAAACUACAGUUCCCUCAUUCAUCAUAAUUAAGAAACAUGUCACCCAGUACAACUGUGUGGCUCAUUGAUGUCUUUUUAAGGAGCAAGAAUGGGGGGAGGAAUAUCGGACACAGACAAAUGUUGAUUUUUGUGGGAUUUGUUGACUAUAAGAAAACUAACGAAUGUCAUCAGUCUCAUCCUGUAAGUAUUGAUACAACCAGCAUUAUGAGAAAGGAAAGUCUGAUGAAAGAAUUAGUUUCAAGUAACUAUACAAAUAUAAAUAUAUAAACCAUAACUCCUUAAAUGAACUUAAAUGCAAGAUGAUGUUUUUCUUUUUUCUUCAGUUUUCAGUUCUUGUGUUAUGCCAACUUGUGUUUUGGGGUUAGUCAAAACUCAAAAUUGAUGUAGCAUGAAAUUAGAAAACCAAAAUUUGCCUCCACUCAUUUUACACACAACGCCGGCCUGAGGUCUUUUUUGUAGAUCUGAGUAUUGGUUGGAGUAAAAAGUUUUCAGUCGCAGCUGAAACCACGAGCGUCGUAUGAGCAGAUGUGUCUGUCUGUUGGUAUUAGUUUGUGUCUGUUUUUGGAAUCAGUUUCUCAAAUUCUUCAAGAAAGGAGGAAAAAAAAAAGUGCAUUUUGUUUAUGUGGAUGAAACAUAAGUACUUGAUUUAACCUCUAGUUUGUACAUAAUGACAUUUGGCUUUGAUUUGUUUUUAUACCGGGUGUUUCACUCUUGGCCUUUUUUUUUCUGUCCUAUGACACGAUUGUGGGUUGUAGCACUGCGUGAAGGAAGACGACAACACUGCAAAAUUAGCUUUGAAUUCUCUCAUUUUGCAGGACAUACUGCCACUUUACUGUGUGUCAUGUAUGAUUUACCUUUGCUCAUGAUGCUUUUCUUUUUUCUUUUCUUUUUUUCUGCCUUUUGAAAAGUUUGAAUAUGUUUCACCAUGGAGCCACAGCUGUCCUGAUGCACUGCUUAAUGCCUGUCCACCUUAAACUCCCCUCCCCCCCAAAAAAAUUUAGCAGAGUAACAGCAAAUUUGUCUCCAACUCUUAAUACCAAGUGGAGGCUGUUUACAGUCCUUACUUUAACCCACAUCUGAAGUCAUACAGCUGCUUUAUCACUUAUUUUUAAACGGCUAAAAUAAAGAUUUUUUUUUUACAUCUUUCAUUUUGGAGAAAAAAAAAAGCUAGGCUAUGAUUGUAGACAACGAUGUAAACGAUCAGAAAUGUGUUUUUUUGGAUUUGGAUGAAAAAGGGGGCUGUCAUCAGCACGGACGUCGCAUCCUUUUCAAACAUGCUCUGGAUGUUUCAAAAUGAACGUGCAUCUCAAUGACAGCAGCAGGUUCAUUUAACAUUCUGCUCUAAUGUGUGUAGAUCUGAAAUGCCAGCAAGGUUUUUACGGUUUCAUUUGGUGACGUGAUAAUGUCAGAAUCCUCCAGAUGCCAUAUUGAAUGAAAAUGAAUGAAUUCUUUUGCUUGCAGAUAAAAACGUUCAGAGGAAAUCUUUGUAUUUUGACGUUAGACAUGUUAAAUUUUACGCUAGCCUUAAAUUGAAAACGACCAAGUGUAUUUUUUCUUCUUCUUUUUUUUUUUUUUUUUGACAUGAUGUCAAAGUUUUGAUUCAGAUUUUCAGUGUCUUUUGAAAUUGUAGUUCUUGUUACACGUGAAGAUACCUGAAAUAAAGAUAUACAGGUGUGUGUCGACCCUGUGUUCUCCUCAAGGGGGAGCGACAAAGUCAGCAACCCGAUGUUACUCUUAAGUUUCUGAACUGCAGUAUCUGGUGCCAUUUUCCUGGUUUAUUAGUCUGCAGCUGACGGCAGACGAGGACAGGAUAGGUGUGUAUGAGCCCUGAGAGUGUGUGUAUGUAUGUGUGUGUUGCGUAGAUUGAGCCCUGCUUCUAACGGAGUUGAAGAUCUAAUGGCUUUGUUCUCAUCCUUUCUCCAACAGUCUCUUCUGUCUCUGCUUACAUGUAGUCUAACCAAGCUGUAGCAAACUGAACAGAUGACGGGCAAAAACACUUUUGUCCAGGAAAUAACUCAUCAAGGCUGUAAUAUAUUUGAAUUUUCCACCUGUUUUUAGUUUUUUUUGUUUUUGUUUUUUUCAUUCUUUCAUUUGCUCCAUUUUUGAUCGUUUUUGGAGUUCAAAGCAUGUUUCUCUUGAUUAUUUUUAAUCAAUAAAGAAUGAGCAUAUCAGCCA
Molecule: messenger RNA, 5316 nt
Organism: Larimichthys crocea (large yellow croaker)
Lineage: Eukaryota; Metazoa; Chordata; Actinopteri; Sciaenidae
Gene: oxsr1b
Product: oxidative stress responsive kinase 1b
Exons: 18
Coding region: 619-2238 (539 amino acids)
Biological process (GO): positive regulation of T cell chemotaxis; negative regulation of potassium ion transmembrane transporter activity; peptidyl-threonine phosphorylation
Cellular component (GO): cytoplasm; cytosol
Molecular function (GO): ATP binding; protein serine/threonine kinase activity
Source: RefSeq, a predicted model, not a curated record